Molecule: messenger RNA, 15137 nt
Organism: Coregonus clupeaformis (lake whitefish)
Lineage: Eukaryota; Metazoa; Chordata; Actinopteri; Salmoniformes; Salmonidae
Product: helicase SRCAP
Exons: 33
Coding region: 569-13549 (4326 amino acids)
Cellular component (GO): Swr1 complex
Molecular function (GO): ATP-dependent chromatin remodeler activity; DNA binding; histone binding
Source: RefSeq, a predicted model, not a curated record
UCUCCUCCCCGCAAACGCUAGAUUCGGCGAGCCGAACCCGCUCUCUUUCGGUCCGUAUUUUAACUUCUUCCCACGGACCUACUCGUACCUCGUUGGGUACCGAGAGACAGUUUGGAAUACUAUCAUCACGGAUUGAGUACGAUUUUAUCCGGAUGACGACUCCUUCAACAAGAAUUUAGUAAAAGAAAACAGCUCGGAAAUUUCAGAAUAUGUGGACCGGACCUUAAUCAGCAUCCUGGAAGAGGAAAGCACGGAAGAUCUGUGUCCCACACCACAGACAGGUGCAGUGUGUAGCCAGAGCAGCACAGAGGGAGAAAGCUCUGGGGAGGAGGUGGUGCAGCAGCGCACCCCUCCGGCUGUGGAUGUGCUGGGUGGCGACCCCCAGGCUGCGCAUAAUGUGGCUGGGUCAUCCCAGCAUGCCCUGCAUCCGGUCCCCGCAGCGCCCCUCCCACCACUGGAUAACACGGCCACGUCACAGCCGGAAAGACGCGUACACGUCAGUGAAAAGAACGCACCAACAGAGAGUCACCCCAACGGCAAAACUAAGGACAGCCUUGAAGAAGGUGCCAUGUCGGAUAGUGGUGCCAUGUCGGAUAGUGGUGCUGAGGCUGUCCAAGGAGGAUUGGGUCCAUCGCACCCCAAGGACCCUAGUGUGUCUACAGAGUCUCACUCAGACAGAUUCUCUGACAUACAGAUGGAAGGAACAGCGCAAGAUUCACAUUACGGGUCACAAACUGAUAACCGCAGCCACACAGACAGACAGACGAGCGGGUCAGAGUGGAGUGCUGCUGGACCAGGUCAGGACCAGGCUCUGCAGCAGGGAGGUGCAGGUGGACUGGUGGACGUCAGUGGGACAGAACAGGGACAGCCUCUCACAGAGACUGAGAAAUUGGAAUAUAAACAAGAGACUGGAAUGGAGGAACUUGGCAGGGAACACCCAGCUAGAAACCUUUCCUCUGAAUCCUUCUCAACAGCCUCCCCUCUUACCCUCAGCCCAAAUAAAGAUGCAGUCCCAGACCACAAAGAAGACAGAGGGAUGGAGCAGCCUCAAACAACUCCGCCUACUCAGGCGAAUCAGGCCAGCCACAGACCUCUGUCUGAGGUCAAAGAGGCAGGCAUUCUCCCAAAUUCUGAGCAGCCCGUCACUGACAAUGGUGAGAGGAGACAAACCGACGUCUCCACAGAACCUAAAAUCACCAUGCAGAACUCGAAUGACGACGAAGGAGAGAUGCAGGGAGCUAUUGCGGUGGGGCAGGGACCACAACAACCUGAAAGACCUACAGAACAAUCUGAGAGUGGACAUGUCACACUUGGGAGUUCACACACACAAACGCCACUCCCAGCCCCACCAACUGACAUAUCCGGGACCCCACAGCCAGGAGCUAAAUACUCUGGACUUGUACCCUACACGCCCCCUGGCAGUGGAAAUUCCACCCCAAGCUACACAACUGACCGACAGGAGAGUGAGAGCGAUAUCGAGAAUAGUCCCCCUCAACCGACAGAGGAACAGAUUGAGACUAAUGGGGCAGAGGAGGAGACUGAAACGGCAGAGCCCUCACCCAACCUUACAAUCCAGUCACAAAGCUAUUUUCUACAGGAGACGUCAACAACAGCAGCAACCCCUCAUAUCCACCACCUCCCCAGUUUAGAACUAGACUCAAUGCAGACAGAAAAAUCUAUUGAAAUUCAGAUGUGUAAUCCUGACCACGUAACCAGGAUGGAGACUCCACUGGUGUCUGAGCUCGUCCUCUCAACUGAUGCUCAAGGAGCUGUGAUGCAUGGAGGAGAGACCAGCCUUGAGUUGUCUGAGGAGGUGCAGGUUAAUCAGUGUAUCCUCCUGGAAGAACAUCCUGUUAUUGAAUUAAACUCUGAACUUUCUUCUGGAGAACUAAAGUCAUUUAUCGAAGGGACCCAUUCGGAUAUCGAAAUGGCCCAACUGGCUGCAGGAGAAUUUGAGAUUUAUAGCUUUGCGGAGGAGGAGAUUGCAACUGAAGUUGUUGGAGAGAGACUGUCUCUCUCCCCAAGCUAUGAAGUAAACUUAUUCACCCCACUCAUUGAACACUCUGAGAAUUGUACAGCCAGUGAGGGACAAGACAUACACCUGCCAUCUCCCCCUCAAACGGGUAAUGACAAUGAUCAAGUCAUUAUCCAGCAAGGCCCCCUUUCAUCAGAUCACAGUCUCUCAGAAAUGGAGGUCUGUUCAAAUGACUUUAUUCCUAGUCUCUCCACACGAGAUGUAGAGAUGACUGAUGAAAGGCAGAAUUUAGAGGCCAAAAACACAACUACUGAAACGGACACUGCUGUGGUGAGAGAUUCAAGUAAGGUUGAUUUAGUCAAAACUGUCCCAGUAUCAGAUACAACAGAUGGACAGACGGACACCUGUACACAAGCUACAGCACCUUGUCUGGAGACCAGCACAGCUGUCUCAGACCAUAGAGGGGUGAGCAUUUCCCCAACCACCAGUCUGAGUGACACCCAAAAGCUGCCAGGGGAAACCGAAGUAGGAACAACGACCAGUACAUCUUCUCUUGUCUCCCCAAUGGAAGAAUUAACAGAGGUUGUUGUACAGUCAACCAGUCAACACAGUAUUGAGGUCCUCUCCUUGCCAAUAACCGUACACUUGUCAGAGGGUAAAGAGCAGAAUUGUCCUCCUCUAAAAGAGGUACCAGGAGUCACCUUACAAAAUACUACAGAACCGGAGCCCUGUGUUUCUUCUCAUGAAGGGACCAAAGAUCCACAGCCCUGUCCAACUCUGUCAGAAACCCCAGCGCAGAUCCAGCAGGAUGUUGAUAGUACUGUUAAUGUGACAACAACCGAGGACAAACCGGAGGCUUCCCGGUCCGCACUCUCUGGCGUCAUCGACCCAAAGCUCCUUCUAUUAAAGCGUGGGGACACGCCUCUCCUCAAACAUCCACCCUCCUUAUUGUUAGGGGUGUGCAUGCAGCAAAGCAACAGCCUGACACAUGCUAGCGCUCGAAGCCCCAGCUGUGGCUCAGACACAGCGCCUGUAGUAGAGUGCCUUCCCAAAGCUGUGUCAGCCGCGGUCUCUGUGCCGGAGCCUGUGCCUCUCGGCAUUCAUAGAGACCAGACAGAGCCCUCUGUCACGAGAGAAACCACAGCAGCACUUCCCGCUACAAACACCCCAUCCCAGCCCCGUCUGCCCCCUUCCUCUGGUCCCACACCAUGCAAAUCUGACAAAGAGACCUUAACUUCGAUCAAAACUUCCACCACCAACACACCUUCCAAGCCCCCCUCUACCCCCAAGUUGCCCUCAUCAUCAGGCAAUGUGACGAGGAGUACUCUCUCCAGUUCCUCCUGUGAUGGAAGCCAGUCUGGACCACCCCCCGUCAUCCGGCCACGGCUAGCUGGUGUGAAGGGCCCAGGGAUCAGCAGCGCCAAGGAGGAGAGCAGUGAUGGGGAGGCUGACCUGGCAGUGGAGGCCAAGCCUGGCCGCAGGAGCAUGGUCACCCACAGCCCAGCAGAGAGCAAGCAUGAGCAGAGACAGAGCAGGCCAGACAGAAAGGCCCUUUUCUCAAAGGUACGCCAGUGGAUAUCAGACAGGGUCACUCCAAGUUCAUCUCCUGUCUCUCCUUCUACUUCAUCCCCCUCUCCUGGCCCAUCCUCCUCCAGUGACUGGACUCCCAGCACUACUCCCCUCGCUCUCCGAGGUCCAAGGGGCAGGUUCCUCUCUCCGCCCUCUAUGGGCCCGGGAGGUUCCUCCCCAUCGGACCCGGUCACUCCCUAUCGACCCCGCAUGGAGCGUCACGCAGACAUGGCCGAACUGGCCAAACAUGAAGCGGAGAUAGAGGGCAGGACCGUAGCGUUGAAGAGGGAAGGCUUCUGGUCUAUGAAGCGACUGACCCGUCUGACGGAGCCUCUCCGGCCCAAGGUGCACUGGGACUACCUGUGUGAGGAGAUGCAGUGGCUCUCUGCUGAUUUUGCCCAGGAGAGAAGGUGGAAGAGAGGGGUCGCCAGGAAGGUGGUGCGGAUGGUGAUGCGACACCACGAGGAGCUGAGGCAAAAGGAGGAGAAGGCCAAGCGGGACGAGCAUGCAAAAAUCAGACGAGUCGCCUCCAACAUAGCCAAGGAGGUCCGGGCCUUCUGGGGCAGUGUUGAGAAGGUGGUGCAGUACAAGCAGCAGUCCCGGCUAGAGGAGAAGAGGAAGAAGGCUCUGGACCUCCAGCUGGACUUCAUCGUGGGCCAGACAGAGAAAUACUCCGACCUCCUCAGUCAGGCCCUGGAAACGGCACCGGCUGGGAACAUUGAACCGUCACCCUCACCACCCAAAAACGCUCUUCCACCUGCUGUGGAUGAAGAUGACCUAGACUUUGAGCCUCCAUGUGGUGAGGAGGAAGAUGACGAGGAGACCAUUGAUGUGGAGGAGGCGCAGGAUGGAAAUGACGCCGAGACCCAGAGGAGGGAGAUGGAGCUGCUGAGACAGGAGGGGACCAUGUCCCUGGCAGAGUUGCUCAGCACCCUCAAACGGCCCCGUUCACAGGACUCGGCAGAGGAGUGCUCAGACAAUUCGUCAACAACAGUGGAGGAAGACCAAGAGUUCACAGCCAACGAAGAGGAUGCUGAAGACGAGGAGGACACCAUCGCAGCCCAGGAGGUGGUGGAGGGGGAAGCAGAUCACGCAGGAGAGCUUGAUGACUUGGCUAAAGAAGGUGACAUGACUGUGGAGGAGCUGCUGGAGAAGUACAAAGGAGCGUAUGCCUCUGAUUUCGAGGAGCCGUCGGCGUCCGCCUCUCCCGCCAGCACAGAGGAGUCGGAAAAUUCUGGAGACGAGGAAGAGGAGAGUGAGGAAGACGAAAGUGAUGUGGAAAGCAACACCACCUCCUCAGAUGAUGAGGACAGUGAAGAGGAAGAGGUCAGUGACAUUGAUGAACAGGACAGUGAUGAAGAUGAGUGCGAUGAGGGGAUGGAGAUCCUGCUGAAGGAGGGGGACCACAGCCCCCCUCUGCCAACCGGCCCGCGGCCCAAGAAGGAGAUCAGCCACAUUGCUGCUACUGCAGAGAGCCUCCAGCCCAAAGGCUACACCCUUGCCACAACCAAGGUCAAGACUCCCAUUCCCUUCCUGCUGGUGGGCCAGCUGCGUGAGUACCAGCACAUCGGCCUGGACUGGCUGGUCACCAUGUACGAGAAGAAGCUCAACGGCAUCCUGGCUGACGAGAUGGGCCUGGGGAAGACUAUCCAGACCAUCGCCCUGCUGGCUCACCUCGCCUGUGAAAAGAGUAACUGGGGGCCCCAUCUGAUCAUCGUGCCAACCAGUGUGAUGUUGAAUUGGGAGAUGGAGCUGAAGCGCUGGUGUCCCGGAUUCAAAAUCCUCACUUACUAUGGCAGUCAGAAGGAGAGGAAACUCAAGAGACAGGGUUGGACCAAGCCCAACGCUUUCCACGUGUGCAUCACCUCCUACAAGCUGGUGCUGCAGGACCACCAGGCCUUCCGACGCAAGUCCUGGCGCUACCUCAUCCUGGACGAGGCCCAGAACAUCAAAAACUUCAAGUCCCAGCGCUGGCAGAGCCUGCUCAACUUCAACAGUCAGAGGCGCCUGCUGCUGACAGGCACCCCGCUGCAGAACAGCCUGAUGGAGCUGUGGUCCCUGAUGCACUUCCUCAUGCCCCACGUCUUCCAAUCCCACCGAGAGUUCAAGGAGUGGUUCUCCAACCCCCUCACCGGUAUGAUCGAGGGUAGCCAGGAGUACAACGAGGGCCUGGUCAAGAGGUUACAUAAGGUGCUCAGACCGUUUCUGUUGAGGAGAAUCAAGGUGGAUGUGGAGAAGCAGAUGCCUAAGAAAUAUGAGCAUGUGGUGCGCUGCCGUCUGUCUAAGAGGCAGCGCUUUCUCUACGAUGACUUCAUGGCACAGGCCUCGACCCGGGAAACGCUGGCUAGUGGUCACUUCAUGUCUGUGAUCAACAUCUUGAUGCAGCUCCGUAAAGUGUGUAACCACCCCAACCUGUUUGACCCUCGGCCCAUCCACUCCCCCUUCAUCACCAAGCCUAUCGUCUUCCACACUGCCUCCCUGGUACAGCGAGCCCUGGAGGUCUCCCCAUUCAAGCGCUGCGACCUGUCCAUGUUUGACCUGGUGGGUCUGGAGGGCAGCGUGUCCAGGUACCAGGCCGAUGUGUUUCUGCCUUGCAGGAAGGUCACCCGCCAGCUGAUCCAGGAGGUCAUGGAGUCCCCCGACCCCCCUCCUCGUCCUAAACCCGUCCGCAUGAAGGUCAACAGGAUGUUCCAGCCCUUACCUAAGGCUGAUGGUCGCACAGUGCUGGUGGUGAACAAACCCCGGCCCACUUGCCCUGUCACCCCUGCUGCUCAGGCCUCAAGGACCCCUCUCAUCCAGGAUGUGACCCCAACCCCUACCCCUACACCGCCAGUCCAACAAGCAGUGUGUUCAGUGGCACCCACAGCCCCUCCUCGCCCGCCAGUGCACCCCAGCGGCCCCUCUGUCAUGAGGUCCGGCUCCCCAAUGCCAGUCCUGGCCGUGCGCCCGCCCACCACCUCCUGCAACCCCGCCACCCAUCCCACCCCUCCUCCCAGCAACGUCGUGACCCAACGGGUUCUGCUCAGCCCAGACAUGCAGGCCCGGCUUCCCUCUGGGGAGGUAGUGAGUAUCGCCCAACUGGCCUCAUUGGCGGGGCGUCCUGUGUCAUCGUGCCAGGGCAGUAAGCCUGUCACCUUCCAGCUGCAGGGCAACAAGCUCACCCUGUCUGGAACCCAGCUUCACCAGGUUCCUGUGGCACCUCCACGCCCAGUACAAGGUAACGUCAUGCAUCUGGUGACCAGCGGAGGGCAGCACCACCUCAUCAGUCAGCCAGGCCAGGUAGCAGUUUUCAGUUCAGCCAAUACCCACGCUGCCCCCCCCCCUCCUGUACCCUCGGGAAUCCAGCUGCCUCGCAAUGCAUCUCAAGUGCCCUCCUCCAUGGUGACCAGCUCUGGGAUUGUGAAGAUCGUGGUACGCCAGUCAAGCAAGGAAGGAGGGGGUGUACCCACCCUGGCAGUGCCCCCUUCUCCCCGUGUAGCCCCCCAGGCGUCAACCUCCAUGCACCACCAUGCCAAUACUGCCGUGAGAACUCCUGCCCCCCAGCAAACCGCCCAUCGCCACCCCGGACCCACCACUGCUCAAUACACCCUGGCCCCCCCUAGAACCCCUACCUCAGUCACAAUUAGAACCUGUACCCCAGCUCCUCCUCGAAUUCCUACCCCAGCCCCUCCUCGAAUCCCUACCCCAGCCUCUCCUCGAACCCCUGCCCCCCCUCGUAAUCCUACCUCAGCCCCCAGUCAGUCCCAGCCCCCUUGCCCAGUGCUGAAGGUAGUAACGGGACCAGCAGAAACCAGCACAGAACAGAAAGCUCGUGUGAAUUCUACGUUGACGCGUGAGGAGAGCAGCGACACCAAAUCAGCCUUUCCUAAAUCAGGGUCCCAUGUUGGUGGAUUUGUCCCCCCUCGACCUCGGGCACAACCUCGCCCACCUCCUCGCUCCCCCUUCUAUAUGUCAUGGCUGGCAGACAGCCGCAAGAAGCAGCGAGACAGCUGCCUGGCCCAGAUCAUCCGGAUCAACGACCUGCACUGCAGCGCCAAGCCCGUGUACGGCCAUGAGGUGCUGGACUUCCUCACUUUCCUCCCGGGCUCCUGCCCUGCUCCAGCCCCCAGGGCCCUGGGUCAGUGGGGUCGCUCGGGCCACGCCGCCUGCCUUUUCGCCCAGUCCCACAGCACCACGGACUACUGGGACCAGAGCCGUGCCCUGAGGGAGGCCAUCCACACCACCGAGGACAGGCUGCAGCUGCUCAAAGAUAUGAUCGAACGGUUUACGUUUGUGAUCCCGCCGGUGGAGGCUCCGACCAUCACCUUGCACAGUUGCCACCCCCCUCCGUCUCUGAGCCACCAGCAGGCCGUGUUCACCUCGCUGCUCUCCUCCCAGGUGGCCCCGCUCACACGCAGUCUGCACCGCAUCCAGUGCAACAUGAGGACCCACUUCCCCGACCUGAGGCUCAUCCAGUACGACUGCGGUAAGCUACAGACGCUCCACACUCUGCUGCGACGGCUGAAGGAGGGCCAACACCGCGUUCUCAUCUUCACCCAGAUGACCCGCAUGCUGGACGUGCUGGAGCAGUUCCUCAACUACCACGGGCACAUCUACCUCCGGCUGGACGGCAGCACCCGCGUCGAGCAGAGACAAUCCCUGAUGGAUCGCUUCAACGCGGACCGCCGCAUCUUCUGCUUCAUCCUGUCCACGCGUAGUGGCGGCGUGGGGGUGAACCUGACGGGCGCCGACACGGUGGUGUUCUACGACAGUGACUGGAACCCCACCAUGGACGCCCAGGCCCAGGACCGCUGCCACCGCAUCGGACAGACCCGCGACGUCCACAUCUACAGGCUGAUCAGUGAGCGCACGGUGGAGGAGAACAUCCUGAAGAAGGCCAACCAGAAGAGGAUGCUGGGAGACAUGGCCAUAGAAGGAGGCAACUUCACCACCGCUUUCUUCAAACAGCAAACCAUCAGGGAGCUAUUUGACGUGACUGAGGGGGAGAAGAAGGAGGUGACCCCGGAGCGAUCUGUUCCCCAGCCAGAGGAAGAGGAGACAGGCAACAAACAGAGCACCACCAUCCUGGAGCAGGCCCUGUGUCGUGCCGAGGACGAGGAGGACAUAGUGGCGGCGUCCCAAGCCAAAGCAGAGCAGGUAGCUGAACUGGCAGAAUUCAACGAGGCCAUCCCAUUGGACGAGGCUGGUGAAGGGAGGGAGCCGGAAGAGGAGGAGCUCUCCAAGGCCGAGCAGGAGAUAGCGGCUCUUGUGGAGCAGCUCACUCCUAUAGAGCGCUAUGCUAUGAACUUCCUGGAGGCAUCACUGGAAGAUGUGUGCAAGGAGGAGUUAAAGCAAGCAGAGGAGCAGGUGGAGGCUGCCAGGAAGGGGCUGGACCAGGCCAAGGAGGAGGGCCUGAAGCUGCACGCAGGCUCCUCGGACAAUGAGGACGAGGACUUCUCAUCACAGCCAGCAGAGGAGCCCUCGCCGCCCGGGUCGGGCCGUCGCCCACGCAAACACAAAGAGAAAGGCGCCCCCUCCACCAGGACCAGCGGUAGGCUCCGAGGGGCCACGGCCUCCCCACCGCCCACUUCCCCAGAGCCAGAGCCCGAUACCCCCACCCCCAGAGAAGUGCCUGAAAGACUCCGCUCAGCUCUGAGAGGACGAGGGGGGAUCAAAGACGCUACCACCAUCCCGGCCCACACAGAGCACCCCAGGGCCCACAUCUCCUCAGCAAAGGAAUCUGCCAAACCUGCAGCCACAACCCCGGCCUCUCCUUCUAGAGACUCCAGCCUCAAAUCCGGGUCAGCAGCGCCACCUCUUGGAACCCAGUCCCACUCCAGCUCAGUGCCUUCCACUGCCACCAGUCCUCUAGCUGGGAAACCACUGACACUACCAGGGGACUCAGACACUAGGUCACCCAGGAGGGAGAGGUCAGUGUGCAUCUCCUCAGAGUCCACGUGUCCGGUGGACCAUCAGUCAUACUCUGCCCAGGCCAGGGACUAUGACAGUAGGGACCAGGAGUCCCUGUCUCCCCCCUCUGUGUGCCCUCUCUCCCGGUCGCCACGCAAGCGCCAGUCGGCUGAUGGGGAGGUCCUGCUAGGCCUUCCGGAACAUUCCCCAUCGGCCAAGGUCCUGCGGAAGCUCCCUGGUCGCCUGGUGACGGUGGUGGAGGACAAGGAGCCCAGGAAGAGGAGGAGGAGAGGCAGCGGGACGGGAGGAGGCUCAUCAGAGGAGACAGAGAACGCUGAGUCGGGCCGAGGCUCAGACGAGCCAAGCAGAGAGACUACAUCCCAAACCCCUGACAAAACCAGCCAGACACCCGAAGAGAAAGGGACCGCCUCAAAAUACUUACCGACCACCAAACUCGCAGAGGACCAAGAAUCCCCCUCAACACACACCUAUCCUGCCAGAAGCUACCCCCCUUACUCCCCGCCCCACCACUCCCCUGACAUGCCGGUGCUGAGGAACCUGCCGGUGCGGCAGCGGCUGGAGAGCGAGUCUCGCGUGGCGGCCCAGUUAGGCGAGUUGGGCCGAGGGAGGGGAGGGAACUACCACAGGAAAAUGGACACUCAGCCAGGAAAAGACGGCAACGUGUCCUCAGGCGCUAAUGUUGCUAACUCGACCCCACCGGUGAAACGAAAGAGGGGCCGACCCCCCAAAACUCCCCUCAGGUUGGCGGAACCCCGGCCAGAGCAUGUAUCUCCUCCCCAGUCCACCUCACCAAGUGAGGAGGGGAGCUCCGCUCUCUCCCCAAAACGCAAGCGGGGUCGUCCCCGCAAGGACUCGACAACUGUAAAGAAUGCUGUGGGUGCAGGACAUAAAUCAACCCCCACCACUGCCAGCACCACCAGCCAAGCUGGUUCCCUGUCUGACACUGCUGCUGCUGACACAGAGCCACUACUCCCGUCUGCCCCCACUGAGCCUCAAACUGUGGCCUCCUCUGCUGUCUGCACUAGCCAAGACUCACACUCUACCAAAGCGGAGGACUCCACCGCAACAUUAAAACCAGACACUAAGACUGAGGUCCUUACCACAACCCCAACUGCUAUCCUGGCACCAAGCCCAGCUCAAGUCCUUACCACAACUGCUAUUCCUGCACCAAGCCGAACUCAAGUUCCCACCCCAAUUCCAAUCUCCACCUCAAGCUCAACCGAUGUCCCUGCCUCAAGCUCACCCACCAUCUCCACCUCGGUUUUAGUCACUGCUACAAGCUCACCCACAGUCCCCACCUUGAACUCAACCUCUGUUCCUGCCUCAAGCUCACCCACAGUUUCCACCCCAAGCUUACCCACAGUAUCCACAUCGAGGACGACCUUUGGCCCUACCUCAAGGACAACCUCUGGCCUCAUUCGAAUUCCAACUGCAGUCCUCACCUCAACCCUUGCCCAAUUCCUCACCUCAAGACCUAGAGUCUCCACUUCACCGCCAGUCUCCACUUCUCCACCAAUCUCCACAGCUACCACACAAAUUGUCACCCCUACCCCCAACAAGAUCUCAACUCCUCCCCUUGCCCAAAUCACUAUCCCUACUCCAGCUCAAAUCUCCAAAAUGGCCACAUCAGCCUCUACUCCAACCGUCACCCCCACUCCAGACCCUACACCAACACUCACAAAUGUCAAACCAACCCCUACUCUGGACCCUACCACAAUUGUUGCAACCCAUGUACCAACACUUAGAAAACUCACCACAACCUCAAUUGCAAAUCUGACCACAAUUUCCACACCAGCCCCAAGUAUAAUAGUCACCACCGUCGCAUCAGCCCGAACCACAGCCAUCACAGCAGUUCCUGCAACAGCCUCCACCCCAACUUCUACCAAAAUCACCAUCACAACCCCUACACCAGCCCCUAUACCAACCACCACACUAAGUGCUACACCAGCCCCUACCACAACUGUCACAACCGUCAAACCAACCCACACACCAGUCCCAACCUUGAUCACCACAACCGCUGUUCCAAUUCCCAACACAAUCCACACAGCAGCCCCACCCAGAACUGUCACCACUGUUACACCACCCCCACCCAGAACUGUCACCACUGUUACACCAACCCCACCCAGAACUGUCACCACCGCUACGCCAACCCCCACAGCAGCCCCAACUAGAACUGUCACCACCGUUACUGCAGCCGCUGCCACAACCAUCGCAUCAACUCCUACCCCAAUCUCUACGCCAACCCCCACCCCUUCCCAAGUACCCAACUCCACCACCACCAAAAUCCUCACCCAGAUAUCCACCCCAGCCCCCACUCCAAGUUCAACAUUAGUCCUCCCCCUGGCCCAAAUUCCUAUUACAUCUACCCUCUCCAACAACUCUACUGCUGUAGCUGCCACAGAGAACCAGGCUGUGGAGCCUGCUCCAGUGGAGACUGCCCAGAACCGAGAUUCGGAGAAGAUAACCGACAUGGAGGUAGAGAAGAUAACCGACAUGGAGGUAGAGAAGAUAACCGACAUGGAGGGAGAGAAGAUAACCGACAUGGAGGUAGAGAGCCAGGCGGCUAAAGAGGACAAAAAGACGAAGGAGGAUGGAGAGGAGGAGAGUAGUGACUCUCAACCGAAAAAGAGGAAAGUGGGGAAUUCUCCUGAAGCCAAAGACUCUGUCCUUUCCACUCCCUCACACUCUGACCCAGAGACUCCAGUGGCUCCUCGGCCAGAGGAAACUGAUAAGCAGAAGGUAGAGGAGAGCGGCGGAGAUGACAAAGCCGGCAGCAAGAAGCGGCCUCUCAGUCGCCAGAGCAGUCAGGAGUCUGUGCGCUCCUCUUCUCCCUCCUCUGUGUGCUCCACAUCCAUUCCCACCCGGUCAGCCCAACACAAGAAGAGUGCAGAGAAGAGAGCACCUGCCAAGAGGAGGCGAGGAGAGGUUCUGUCUGACCCAGAGAAGGGAAAGGGGAAGACGGAGAAAGUGUCCACCAACGCCACUCGGAGGAGGCAGUCCAGGUCCUCUUCAGACUCGGACCCCUGUGAAACCAGGAAAGAGCGCCUCCUCACCUGCUCAGCCCAGAGCUGGCAGGAGAAGGAGGGGGAUGGAGAGGGCAACAGGCGGAGAAGAAGACCCGCCAGGAGCUCUGAACGGGAGGGCAGGACUAUGUCCAACAACACCGGUACUGGGGAGUCUGGCAGCGAGACAUCCUCUGUGAGGGUCACCCGGAAAUCCUCUGGUCCUCAGCCCACCCCAGAGAGUAAACCCCAGUCUAACAGCUUGCCCUCUACCCCUCCCCAGCCAGAGGUCCUGGGAAAGAGAUGUUCAGCCCUAAACGCUGCAGCCAAACUCCUUGCCAUGCGAGGCAGGGUCGACACCCCUGGCAGCAGGAAAGACCCUGCGGCUAAGACUGCUGGGCAGAAUGCCAUUUCUCCUGCUUCCUCUGACAAGAACCACAAGUCCAAAUCUAAAAGUGCACCAGCCACUCCGCAAACCAACUGCAACAACAAAGCAGGAAUCAGCAAGACGACCCCCACCCAGUCUAGCCGCACCGCCGCCCGCUCCACCCGCCAAUGCCCUGGCGCCCUUGUCCCACCCCUGGAGACGGACAACAAGAGGGGGAGCAAAAAGGAGGAGAAUGAGAAAGAAAAGAAGCCCUCGGAGGAGAAGGAAGAGGAGGGUGAGAGGGAGACUCGCUCGUCCAGGGGCCACAGCGCCUGCAGCAGCGUGAGUAGCGAUGGUGGAGGGAGCAGCCGGAGCAGCAGCAGCCAGCGCACCCACAGCCUCAGCUCCCAGAGCACCGGGCCCAGGCGCAACCGCUCAAGAGCACCCUCCUCUGGCAGCGAAUGUGAACGCAGCACCGAGAGGGGCAGGAGGCGCAGCCACAGGAAGGAAGGAGAAGGCCGGGGGAGGGAGACCCGGAAGGAAAGAAAGGAGAGGCACGCCCAGAAGCGGGAGAGGCUCUCGCAGGAAGGGAACGCCGGCUCGGGAGAGGGCACCCCGGACAGGGUGCUGCGCAGCGUGGCGGCUAUGGCAGCAGCUCAGGCCCGCACACCGGCCGCCAACACCCGCUCCUCCCGCUCCUCCUCUGCCCAACACAACAAGACAUGAUGGGAGAACAAGAGAUUUAAAAAAAAAACUGUGAGAGGGAGUGAGGGAUUGUGACUGGAAAACGGAGAGGGGAAAUGAUCUCUAAAGUUGCUGCUUUGUCUACACUGACGGAGGCCAGAGCAGAACUAUGUGUUGUGCAGGUCAGUGACCUCCCUCCCUCUUGGGCCCUCUCCUCCACCCCACAUUAGAGCUGGUCUCCUCUCCAGUUCAGCCAUCAUCAACUGGGGAAAGGCUUAGAGAUGUCAGACUGUCUGCGGAGAGAAAGGUGACACCAUCUUAGAGCCCUUCCAGAAGUGAGGUGUUGAAGUCCUGAAGGUGUCACUUCAUACGGACAGUGGCUUGACUGCACACUGGGGACUUUGGGACGAGGUGGGUGCGAGUGAGUUAAUUGUUAGUUCACACUAUGUACUGUAAAACAUUUAAAAAGACUGGAAUACUAAGAGAUGUAUGUGUUCGAGAGAGGAUUAGAUUGUGCCCAAUAUGCUGAUUUUAUCCUCUGCCAGGGUUAUCGAUGGGAAUCAUUCAUGCAACAUUCAAAAGAAGCUUUUGAGUGACAGUUGUAUCGUACGUUGAAGGUUUUAGACAUUUGGGUUCUGGACAUUUUGUCAGCUGUUCUGACCUGUUUGUUGAUAAGUUAUGGAUAUUUUAUGGUUUCUUCCAGGAAGAGAGCAGAUCUGUAAAUGUGAUCUUUGCUGCACAAUGCUGGAGUUAGUCUUUGCUUGGGCCUCUGUAUCUUAUCAUUUUCUGUCCAUCUAACUUUUUAAAUCCAGCCUGCAUUUUUCCUUUGCACAUCUGACAUGUUGUCCUCUGCAUUUGAGUGCGUUGUGGUGUAGUAUUUUACAUCAAUUUCAAUCAAAUUACUACUACGUUCCUGGUACCUCACACAAUGUAACUCUGAAGCUCUAAAUAUGGCUGGCUCUCUCAAGCUUGUUAUGUAUCUCGAAGAUGGUAAUUAUUUUGCUCACUGGCAAUGCAGAAAGAAACGGGAGCAGAACCUUGAUUUAACUCUCCUCACCUUUCCAAAGUCGGACAUUAUGGUCAAAAUGUCAUGAAGUUUAUACUAAAAGGCUACUGAAUCAGUGUGAAUAAAAAAGAUUAGUGCCUAUUAGGCCGAGUGGGAGGACGGAGAUCCUAGUUUGCCUUGUAAAGUACUUGACGUUGGGGUGUGGAACUUACCGAGUUGUCAUUUGUCCCAAAAAAAAGGAUACACUUUCUGUAAAUCACAAGGAAAGCACCCUAUGCAUCAGUGCUACCAAAUUCUUUAUUUUUUAAAUCUGAAUUUCUACUAUCAUUUCAUUGCUCCUCUUUCAUGUAAGGACUUGGACAAAACGUGAAUAAAAAAAAUAUAUAAAAACUGGUUCAGUUCCAGAUGGCUCUGUAAAUUGUCAAUGAACUUUUUGAGGACUUGCUUUUGUCAAAGCAAUUUUUGGGCAGGGUGAUGUUUGAGUGAAUGGGUGGAAUAUGGUGAUGGUCUUCUCUUGAUUUGUCUCUUUAAUUUGUUACAUUCCUUUGUUCCCUUGUAAUUCCACAGUUUUACUUGAAAGAUUAAAAGACAAAAUGACAGUUCAAUAAAAAGACCAAAAAUGUA